AUGAAACAAUUUGAUAUUUUAACCAGAGAAAUUCGCAGUCGACGAGAAGAAGACGAAUUUGCUGAAGAUGAUCUUAGACAAUUUCAAGAAAAGAUUAAUAAAUUACAGCAAUCGUUCGAACGACUCAAUCGACCAAACAAUAUUAAUGUAAUAACGUCCCAAAUUGGUCAAGUCGAUUGGAAUCGUCUUAUCAGUGUUGAAAAACAACAAGAAAGAGCUCUUCUACGUUCAUCUCACAUUGAUAUUGGUGCGACAUGGAGUCCAAAUGGAAUUACUAUAGCUGGAGGCAGUGAACAAGGAAAUAGAUUAAAUCAACUCAACAGUCCACAAGGAAUAUGUGUUGACAAUGAAGAUCAAGGCAUUUAUAUUGCUGAUUGGUUCAAUCAUCGUAUUAUGAAAUGGAAAUUUGAUGCGACGAGUGGAGAAAUAGUUGCUGGUGGUAAUGGUGCAGGAAAUAGAAUGGAUCAAUUAAAUAAUCCAUUAGAUGUGAUAAUCGAUAAAGAGACAGACAGUCUCAUCAUCUGUGAUUCUGGUAAUCAACGAGUAGUGCAAUGGCCUCGUCGACAUACUUCUAGAGGACAAGCAAUCAUUUUUAAUAUUGAUUGUCGAGGUUUAGCAAUGGAUGAUAACAGAUUUCUCUACGUCUCGGACUACAACAAGGGUGAAGUUCAACGAUGGCGUAUAGGAGACUCUAAAGGAAUAGUAGUUGCAGGCGGAAAUGGAAAAGGUAAUUCCCUUAAUCAGCUUAAUGGCCCUCAGUAUGUAUUUGUUGAUCAAGAUCAUUCAGUGUAUGUAUCAGAUAUGAAUAAUUAUCGCAUAAUGAAAUGGGUGCAGGAUGCAAAUGAAGGCAUAAUUGUAGCUGGUGGUCAAGGCAAAGGAAAUAAUCUUUCACAAUUAUCAUCUCCUUAUGGAGUUAUUGUCGAUCCAUUGGGCACUAUUUAUGUUGCAGACUGUGGUAAUCAUCAAAUAGUACGUUGGCCUAAUGGAGGUAAAGAAGGCAGUAUUGUUGUUGGCGGAAACGGUUGUGGGAAUAAGCCAAAUCAACUAAAUUAUCCCGUAGGUUUUUCAUUCGAUCAAUAUGGUAAUCUCUAUGUUUCCGAUAAUGGUAAUAGUCGAAUAGUACGAUUCAAUAUCAAUUCGAAUUCGCGUUGA
Rotaria sp. Silwood2 is the source of this 1152-nucleotide messenger RNA. The record is from the annotation of a GenBank genome assembly. Lineage: Eukaryota; Metazoa; Rotifera; Eurotatoria; Philodinida; Philodinidae.